UAUGUCAAUUGAUGUCAACGAACUUGAAUACAAAAGAUCGUUUUUAUUUUCAAGUUGGCGAAGUUUUAACGAGUUUUCAGUGAUUUGGUUUAAAUUGUAACUUGCUAUUUAAAUUCAAUUUAUAACUGUCUUAACGGACGCAGCCGCAUCAUUAAAUAGUAGCUCCCAUAAGGAUAUUUCAUACAAUUUGUUCAUCAUCAGUGAGAACUAGACGUACAAAGGAUUUAUCUUAUAAUAUUUUCAUUGGGCCUUCGACUGUUUUUUUUGAACGAAUAUGGAUGUUGAAACCAAAUUGCAUAGGCGGGGAGCACCAGUGAAGAAACCCGUUGGGAAGCCACGGACUAAACAACCAAAGAAAGUCAAAUUCAUCACUACCGAAAUUCGCUGCCAAGAGAUGUCGAAGGGAGGUCUUGCGUACGAAGUGAUACUCGCCGAACCGGUGGGUGUCCCAGUACCACGCCGGGCUGACUCUCCCGAGAAGACACCAUCAGUUGAGGAGAUCCAAGAGAAACUGAAGGCUGCUGAGGAGAGAAGACGCAAUCUAGAAGCAAGCAAGAUGGCUGUAAUCGCUCAAAAGAUGGCAAAGAUUGAGGAAGCGUCGAAGAUCCGUAGCGAACAGACGAAUAGUUUCAUUUCCGCAACGAAAGAGGCCCUGGACGCGAAGAUGGACUCGCAUGAAGAGAAACGUGAGGCCUACAUCAACGAAUUGCGUGCAAGGCUGAAGGAUCACCUUGAGGGUGUCGAGAAGACCAGGCUGACUCUGGAGCAACAGACUUCUGAAGUGUACAAGGCGAUCGAAGAUAAGAUGACCACGGCAGCUGACAAGCGUGACGAGAACAUUAAGAAGAUGCUUGAGCGCCUUCGUGAACAUGAGGAGCAAGUACGUAAAGUACGUGCUGGAAACCAAGAGCGUUUCCAGCAGCUCGAAAGCGCGAUCCAGGAUAAGCUUCAGCAGGCUGCCGACAGGCGUCUUCAGCUUGAAGCCGAGCAAAAAGAGAAGCUGCGCAACCACAACAAUAAACCGGCCGAAGUACGAUCGGUGCUGUCUGCGAAGGUUGAGGAAAUAACAAAGGAUAUAGAAACCAAAUUGACGGCCGCCGAACUCAACCGGGAGAGGGAGAUGCAGAGGAAACUCGAUUUUGUUAAGAAGGAGGAGCGACGUGCUGAGAUGGUUCGGCAGAACAAAUCUGCGCGCGCUGAGAGCGAGGCUCCAACCAACUAAACGCAAUUAGUCGCACACGCCGCGACCAGUCACAUUGCAGUCGCAGCUACGAUUCACAUGACACGCCAAGUCAAACCGGAUAUUGCGAAAGCCAUUUAUUAAAUUCACAAGUUACCGCUAGAAAGUCAAUUCAAUUUUUUACUUGAACAUACUUGUAAACUUAAGAAAGUCAUGAUGUAAAGUACCAGAAAUUUCUAGCAAAAACGCGUACACUCUAAAUAAUUCCAACCAUCUAAGUUACCAUGAAAUUUAAUCAAUAAUUCCAGUACGGCGACUGGUAACACCUUGCGGCGUGGGACUAGAAAAUAGCAACAUCGGUAUUGCAUCAAGUACCCUCGUUAACUCGCUUUAUGUUUUCGAAGUUUAUUUAGGAACUUUCACAUGGCAACUGCUGACACAGGCCUAUAAAAUAAAAUUAUAUACAAAUAUUAGAUGUGUCAUAUUGGUGCGUUAGUAAAAUGCGUUGCAAAGGAUGGAACGGAUGAAGGCGUAUUUUAAGAACGAGUAUUGUAUUCGAAGUUGUCUUCAUAUUAUUCGAAUACUAAAAGCUGGUAGGGUUCUUAGUACAAGAUAACUAACGCUAGUAAUACGGAACCCGUUGCUUAGCGAGUGUGAACGAGGAGGAAUUUUCUAGUAAUAGUUAAUAAACUUAUAUCAUUAUUUUUAAUUGUACGCAGCAGUAUUGUUAGGAAGAUUAAAUAAAUUUAAGUUUAUUGUCUUUGACGAUUGAGUGAUUGGGCAGCUGUCGAACUUGACAAUGACACAUCAGUGUUGCCCGAUUAUAAUUUCCCAAACACUCAUUUGCCUUUGGGUCACUUUUACACUGUCACUCUAUAGACUGUAAUAAAAAUAUUUUGUAUAGGAACGGAUUUGGGGUAUGUCGGAUUGGUAAGCCCGGUUAAUGCGUUUAAUGGUUCAUUAAUCAGCAAGCUUAUUUUAUAAAACUUACGUCUCCUACUAAAUACUUACAAAAUUAUAGAAAGAAAUGAGCAUGGAUUCCUAUGAAUUUAUUAUUUAUAUUUUAGAAGGUUUUUCAUUUUAGGUAGGAAAUUCAUUUUUAGGAAUUUGGUUCCAUUUUUAUUAUUUAUUUAAGAUAAUGCAAAAAUACAGCGAUCGAUACAUAAUUUUGGCACUCUUAAAGGGGUUUUUAUUUGAAAUGUUAUGAAUAUGCUUUAAUUUCUAUAAGGCUAAAUUUAAGUGUAGACUAUGAUCUCAAGCACAAUGUGAAAGCAAAGUGCCUCGGUAUCGCUAACGUGAGCUGCCUUUAUAUUUUCUUAACGCCGGGCCGGUAUGUAUGGUUUGGACAACAGCUUCUGUGAUGUAUCGCUGUAGGAUAGAAUGGAUAAGGCACAAAUUAUAUCGGUAACCAUAUCUAGUGUCGAUUGAUCGGUGUGGGUAUUUCGAAAUUACGCGGGUCGGAAGAUAUUAUAUAUUUUUGCCAUUCGUUUCGAUGUAUUUGUAUAUAAUAAGGCGGUAGAGCUUGGGCGGGGCGGUCGCUUGCCAGCUUCCACUCAUAUUACUAACGCUGUUCAAGUAAGGUUAGGUGUAAGUCAGCUUGUUCUCGGGACACGUGACCUUUGACCAAUUUGCCUUGGAUAUUGUGUAGCAUUUUAGACUCGAGAGAUCGGGACAAAUCAUGUAUAGCAAUGCUUAAAUGUUAUUGAUUUUAAUUUUAGUAAUUAGUCCCUCUUAUUAUACGUUUCUUUUUUUAUGUAAUAAUUAUAUGCUUCAGUUCGUGAGGUAUUUGAAAUUGCUGUUUGAAAUGCAAGCAACUUUUGUAGUUUCAUUGUCGUAUUGAAUAAAGUCAUAAAUACUAACAA
Molecule: messenger RNA, 3042 nt
Organism: Pieris brassicae (large cabbage white)
Lineage: Eukaryota; Metazoa; Arthropoda; Insecta; Lepidoptera; Pieridae
Gene: stai
Product: stathmin-4
Exons: 8
Coding region: 275-1222 (315 amino acids)
Biological process (GO): neuron projection development; microtubule depolymerization; regulation of microtubule polymerization or depolymerization
Cellular component (GO): neuron projection; cytoplasm
Molecular function (GO): tubulin binding
Source: RefSeq, a predicted model, not a curated record